GCGCAUUUGCCGACCGACGAUCCUAAUUUCGGCCAUUGGGAGGCCAUCUUCGGGCGCAAGAAGAGCAAGAGGCGCACCGUAGGCUUUGGCAAGCUCGACAAGAAGCGAAAGGCCUGCUACCUGCGCGAGCUCUCCAUCGUCGACGCUGGCGUGGGCUGUGCUGUGUGGGACGCCGCGAUCAUCCAAGCCAGGUGGAUACUCGAGAAUGAGAACGUCUUUGCUGGCAAGCAGGUGAUCGAACUGGGCAGUGGCGUGGGGUUGCCUGGUCUGACUGCUGCCUACUUUGCGGCCAACGUAGUGCUUACCGAUCACCUUACCGAGUUGGUUGACAACCUCAAGUACAACAUCGAGAUCAACAGCAACGUGGAAAUGGACGGCGGUCGAUUGAACGCCACCAAGGACAUCUCCAAGUGCACCACCGCGGCCUACCUCAACUGGCACGAAAUCGAUCAGCCCGGCUUUGACCAGCCCGAGCUGGAGUUGGCCGACAUCAUGCUCGGGUCGGAGCUCACCUACAUGGAGAAGAACGUGGAUCCGCUCAUCCGUGUGGUGAAGAAGUACCUCAAGCCCGACGGCGUCUUCUACCACGUCUUGUCCGACGACCGAACCGGAGUGUCUACGUUCCUGCGGAAGAUGGAGGAAGAUGGGUGGGAGUGUCACGUGGUGCCCGUACCGGAGCGCAUUUUGGAGGUGGGCCAGUUCACGGGGCAGCGGUGGGAGACCUACCGACUCUACACCUUCAAGAGGCCCGGCUCCCCCUACCCCGUCGCUCAGUAA
Acanthamoeba castellanii str. Neff is the source of this 777-nucleotide messenger RNA. RefSeq names its product methyltransferase, putatative. Lineage: Eukaryota; Discosea; Longamoebia; Acanthamoebidae. The transcript is spliced from 8 exons. The record is from RefSeq and is a predicted model, not a curated record. The annotation marks the transcript as partial.